Molecule: messenger RNA, 1448 nt
Organism: Triticum aestivum (bread wheat)
Lineage: Eukaryota; Viridiplantae; Streptophyta; Magnoliopsida; Poales; Poaceae
Exons: 1
Coding region: 90-1223 (377 amino acids)
Source: RefSeq, a predicted model, not a curated record
CACCAAAGCCGCCACAGCCUUCCGCAUCCAAGUUCCAAACACCACUUCGGCACUUCCUGCUCCCCGCCGACUUCGCCGGCGACCUAACAAUGGUCGACGUUUACCACCGGCCGACGCUCCCGCACGGCCUCCCGCCCCAUCCUUACCACGCCGCCGGCCUUCGCCGCCUCUCCACCCGCGCCUCGGCACCCAGUACCCCGGCUCCUCCAUCUCCCUCCGCAGCGGCGCCCUCCGCCGCGGCGGUUCUCGCUCACCUCGCUGCGGCCGGGGUUCCCGUCCUCCCGGGCCUCUCCGCAACCGAGCUUGCCCUCGUGGAGGCCGCUCUCGGCGGCGUCCAGCUCCCGCCCGACCUCCGCGAGCUCCUGGCGCUGGGCGUGCCCUCGGGGGACGACUUCCCGUGCUACCGGUCCUCCGCGGGGCUCCGCCUCCUCCGCUUCGCCGCGCAAGAGGUCCCCUCCGCCGUCGCCGCGACGCUGCCCCUCGCCCCCGGCCGGCGCGCGGGGCGGCCUCCGCCUCCCCUCGUCCCGCUCUGCGGCCGGCAUUACGUGCCAGCGACGCCCUGCCUCGUGGGAAACCCGGUGUUCCACGUGUCCGACUCCGGCGUGACGUUCGCGGGCGCCAACGUGGCCGACUUCCUCCUGCGCGCCUUCGCCGCCGAGGCCGAGCCGCCGCCGCUCCGGCGCCAGCUGUCCGCGCCGGUGACGCCGUCCCCCGCGACGCCCUCGAACACGGCGCGCCGGAGCCUGGACUCAGUCACCGGCAGGGCUCCGCGCUGGAUCGAGUUCUGGAGCGACGCCGCCGCGGCCGGGGACCGUUUCCUGGAGGUCGUCCCCACGGGCGCCACGACCACGAACACCACCGCGGGGCCGGGACCAGAGUGGCUGCGGCGCAGCCUGGAGCAGGCAAGCUCCGCGCUGACACGCGGCGGGUGGGAAGCCGGCGACGUCGAGGAGAUGACGGGUCCCAACGGCGAGGCGAACGUGGAUGUGGCAUUGACGCUGACGGUGGACCGGUGCUGCGGGGAGCUGAGGAGGGGACGGUGGGGCGCGGAGGAGGUGGUGGAGAUGCUGGGGCCGCUGCUGGGACCGAGCAGGAAGGCGCGGCGGGCGGCGGUGGCGCUGCCGCCGGACGUGGCUGCGCGGGUGGGGCGGCUCGCCGAGGCGGUGUCGCGGGCGGUCGGGCCCCGUGGGGGUGGCCGAUCGAGACCCCCGAGGCCAUUUUGAAAAUCUAUCAUUGUUUUCAGGUUCCUAGCCUGGCCAAAAAACUGUGGCGUCUGUGCCCGUGUUCCCUCGCUCGCUCCCAGUGUUUGAGUACGUGCGUGCGUGCACGUGUACUCCACUUGUUCAGAUCAGUGCAUGCAUGCAUGGUUUGUUUACGAGAUCCGGUGCAGAGACGCACGCAGCAGGCCAUUUGUCGGGCGAUGAACGACGUGGUCGAGCCGGGAGUGC